Messenger RNA from Phytophthora nicotianae INRA-310, 105 nucleotides. RefSeq lists its product as hypothetical. NCBI's taxonomy places the organism in Eukaryota, Oomycota, Peronosporomycetes, Peronosporales, Peronosporaceae. The record is from RefSeq and is a predicted model, not a curated record. The transcript has a single exon. The coding region runs from base 1 to 105 and encodes 34 amino acids.
AUGACAGGCAAUGACCUGGUAGCUAUUAAUGCGCAGAAAAGCGCUGGCGUCACCUCCGGUCUCGUACUUGGCCACAAAAUUGCUGCGCGCGGUGCACCACCAUAA